GCCAGGUCUCGCCUCAUACGUGGGCUUCAGUGCUCACAGCAACGCAAACUGCGCUUAUUUAGAUACCCUGCUCAUACCUCAGCCGCAAAAGAUGGCUCAGUACCACGUAGCCGUCGUGCUAGACACGGGUGCUGCCACAGCCAUGCGAUUGACAGAUGCGGAAAGCGUGGCCAAACGCCUGCUGACGCGUUUUGCUGACGCGGGCCUCGAGACGGCACGCGUCAGUGGCGCUGAUGACCGCUCGGUCAUUCUCGUGCGCCUCCCCGACGCCGAGGCCGCACGCGUCGCUGAGGCGUACGGUGCUACGGCACCAAUCGAUGCCGCAGCCCUCCAGCGGCGCGCGGCGGCGAGCAGCACGUAUUUCUGCGGCGACGCGUCUCUCGGCAAGACGCGGGGAGAACGGGGCUCGUGCCGCCGACUCCUCGGAUCUAUCUUCGGUUUCGGCGGCGGCAAGGGCGCACGCAAUCCGUACGCCUUUCUACACGCCCCCUACAAGGCUGCGCUCGCACCGCUCCUCGCGAGCGACGCGCUCGAAGACCCGCUGCGCGUGGCGCUCGCCUGGCGCGCGGCCGGCGCCGCGGCGGCGGUCGACGAAGGCAACGGUGCGCCGUGGGCAGGCCUGCCUUCGCUCGUCGCUCGCGGAGAUGCCGUCGCAGCGUUCCCGCUGCACGACGAGGGACGGCGCGCGGCCUUGGCGGAGGCGGCGAAGGACGGCGUGCACACCGUGUGGAGCCGCUCCUACGGGCGCUUCGCGGAGCGGGACCUCGCGCGGUAUUUUGGCUCGAGCGUCGCCUUUUACUUCUGCUGGCUCAGCCACUACGCGAGCUGGCUGCGCUACCUCGCCGCGGCGGGCCUGGCCCUGGUCGGCGUCGUCGCGUGCGCGCCGGCGGGCCCCGUGAUCGCGUUCGCGCGGCUCGGAGCGGCCGCAUUCAUGGCGGUAUGGUGCGCGCUCCUCUGCCGGUCGUGGCACGCGCGCGAAGGUCGGCUCGCUCUACGCUGGGGCACGCUGGCGGCGGCGAAGCUCCGCGGCGUGCGGCCGCGCGCGACGCGAGCGGCGUUUCGCGGUGCCGCCGGCGCGCUCGACCCGGUCACCGGCCGCGCCGAUCGGUCCUACUUCCCGGCCUCGGUACGCGCCCGGCGGCGCUUCGUCUCGCGGAUCCGCCUCGCGUUUGACGUGUUGAUCGCGCUAUUGAACGUCGUAUUCUGGAAGGCCGUGCACGUGCGCCUUCGCGCCGCUGGUCUGCCCGGAGUUAUUGCCACGGUCGGAAACGCCGUCGCCGUUUUCUUCCUGAAUGAACGAGCCAUGGACACGGCGACGAGGCGCGCCGACGCGGAGAACCACGCCCUCGACGCCGACUACGACAGCGCCAUCUUCGAGUACGUGCUGGCGUUUCGCGUGAUCAACUCGUACGCCCAGAUCUUCUAUGUCGCGUUCGUCCAGCGCGCGCUCGAGGGCGGUUGCGGCCACCGCGACUGCUUCGCGGCCGUGGGCCACACGGCGGUCGUCUUCUUCGCCGUGCAGCUGACGCUCGGGAAUUUCCUCGAGCUCGGCCCGGCGACACGCGCGGCUGCGGCGGCGGCAGCGGCAGCGCCGAGCGGCGACGCCGCAGCCACCGCGGCUCGGCAAUACGCGCUCGCGGAGUCGCCGGACGUCGACACGCUCGACGAUUAUUUAGAGCUUACCAUCCAGUUCGGCUACUGCGUAUUGUUCUUCGUGGCCGCGCCGGUGGCGCCAUUCCUCGCGUUGCUGAGCAACGUGCUCGAGGCCAAGGUCGAUCUGCUCAAGCGAGUCGCGAAGCGCCGACCGGUUCCGACCUUAGAUGCGACGACGAUUCAGAGUUAUACCAGUGCGUGCCUGGCGCUUGGCGCCGCCGCCGUCCUCACGAACGCGGCGCUACUCCUUUACGUCGCACCGGGUGGCCGAGACGUUCUGAACUCGCAGCCGCGCGCCGUCGCCAUCGUCCUCGCCUCCAUGGUUGCCGUCGCUCGCUUCGCGUACGCCGGCCGCGGCAAGCUGCCCGGCGACGUCGAGCUCCAGCUCCAACGCAACGAGUACGUCCUCUCCACGGACGCGAAAUUGCUGUCGCCGGUCGAGCGCGCGGCGCCCGGGCGCGGGGAGCCUUGA
Pelagomonas calceolata is the source of this 2125-nucleotide messenger RNA. NCBI's taxonomy places the organism in Eukaryota, Pelagophyceae, Pelagomonadales, Pelagomonadaceae. The record is from the annotation of a GenBank genome assembly.